GAAUGUACCUACAUGUUUUCUGUUUGACCAGCUAACCGUGUUCUAGCCGGGCUGCAGAUUUAACCUGGUUUUGGACCGUGUUUGACAUCAGGUAAAGUAUGAAGCAGAGAGAGAGGCUGGGGGAGAAAUGGGCCCAGACUGGAUGGAGAAUAGAGCAGAAGUAUGGAAACAAGGUGCUGGUAGGAAACUGGGCUGAAGAGAGACUCCAGUUCACUCGGGAGCCAGAGACGGCCAAGAGCACCAAUCGCGCGGACUACCGGCCCCACUGGGACUUCAGGCCAGACGUGUCCCAGAGAGGAUGUGCCCUGCUGAGAGCUGAGGGGCUUCCGUACAAGCAGCUGUUUGGCCAUCGCCGUCCUGCCUCCUCUCAUUACUUGGUCACACAGUAUGAAGACAGCUACGGCAGAGAGCACACCCCCACUCUGCCCUCGCUGCAACCCCGGAGUCCGGGAGGCUCGACGAGGCAGCCCGAGAGGUCAGAUCAGCCGAUUCCUGACCUCCCCACCGACUCUGGCUUGCCGUGGUCCGCGAGGCGUCGUGUGGAAAAGCAGCGUCGCCCCCCCCCGUCGAUGACUGUGUACAGGUCAGCAUACCAGAGUCACCCACUUAGAGCCUUCUGCCAGAGCCGCUUCGCCAGGGCCUCCUGUGCGCUCUCCAGCCACCUCCACCCGGCCAAUCACGACAACAAGGACCUGGAUCUGAGGCGUCGCUCGCUGCUGCAGGUCCCUGAUCCUGGUUUGAGUCGACCUCAGCCGUGA
Messenger RNA from Pleuronectes platessa (European plaice), 758 nucleotides. RefSeq names its product cilia and flagella associated protein 107 (gene cfap107). Lineage: Eukaryota; Metazoa; Chordata; Actinopteri; Pleuronectiformes; Pleuronectidae. The record is from RefSeq and is a predicted model, not a curated record.